This is a messenger RNA of Liolophura sinensis, 16912 nucleotides long. Its product is annotated as dynein axonemal heavy chain 5-like. Gene Ontology annotation, biological process: microtubule-based movement. Lineage: Eukaryota; Metazoa; Mollusca; Polyplacophora; Chitonida; Chitonidae. The record is from RefSeq and is a predicted model, not a curated record. Gene Ontology annotation, cellular component: dynein complex. Gene Ontology annotation, molecular function: minus-end-directed microtubule motor activity; dynein intermediate chain binding; ATP binding.
UGUAUGGCGGCGGCAAGAUCAGUUCGUACAUUAGUCCCAGGGGAAUCAAGAGACUGAUUGUUUGUGGUUACGUGAAGUCACAACACCGCCUGGAAGAGUGUGUGGUUUUUCACAGUUGAUAACAAGUAACCCUCAGUCAAUAAUGGAUGAAAGGCAUUGGUGGAUAGCAGGGAAAAUUCAAGAGAGUUUCCAUGUUGGAGGAGAAGCCAAUCCAGCUUUAUUGGAAGAAUUUAUGACAGAUGAGUCAAAUAGUGCAAAAUUAGACGAGUUCUUUAAAGCAGGGGGGCCUUGCCGGCUGUUUAUUUACUGUGAAAAACCAGAAUAUGGCAAUGUCAGUGUAUCUCAGUUACAUGUUACAGGAACACUGGCCUCCCUGAAAGAUGUAAGCUUGGAAAAUCUGUCAAUUUUGUACUUUUUACGCAAUCGAAUUGAGAAAGAUGUCGACCCAAGCAGGAUGGAAAGAGACGUUUUCUGUGGGGUUCUCAAGCACAAUGCCAUUGACAGUCUUACGAACUUGUUGUCAGAGAUAUACAUACCUCUAAUCAAGGCUCAAAAGGACUGGGGACUGAGUCAGGGGGACGAUGGUUCACACAACACAUUGACAAACAGUCUGGAUAGGUUUAUGACAGCUUUGGUUGAGUCAUCAACGUCAGUCCACACAUCGAAACAAUUGGUGUUGAAGCAGCCAGAAAAUGUGAUUGUCAAUGACUUCAAGCAGCAAAGAGCUGCUGUGCUGGAUCCUCAGUUGAUAGGAGAGUAUGAAGAUUUAGUGGCCAGCUGGAUAAAUACCAUUGAAGGUAUUCUGUUGGAAGAGGCUGAUGAUAGGUUUAUUGAUCACAAUGCUGGACCACUCUCUGAACUGGACAGAUGGAGGCGGCGUCAGCGGUUACUUACCAGCAUAACAGAACAGCUGAAAAGUAAAGAGUGCAAGGCUGUUAUCAGCACAUUGAUAACAGCCAAAUCUCGACUGCUCAAGAAAUGGAAGAUUAUUGAUGCUGGAAUCACUGAUGCAAUGAAUGAAACCAAAGACAAAGUGAAGUAUCUGGAGUCUCUGCGUCGGUACUUAAUCCAGCUGUACCAAAAUGCCAGUCCAUCUCAAAUUAUCAAUACAGCUAUUCCAGGACUGAUAACAUGUGUGAAGCAGAUGGACUCAAUCUCCAGGUUUUAUAACAGGACUGGAUUUCUUGGCUUGUUGUUUACUAAGGUGACAAACCAGCUGGUAAUUGCUUGUAAGGAGUACAUCAAAUCUGACACCUCAUCACGUGAUGGGAAUGAUGUUCUUUGGGAAAAGGUUGCCAAUGAGAUCAAAGAAAGAGAGGAUGCCACAAUAACAGAUUCACAACCAAGGCAUUUUAGGAAUCAAGUGGAAUCAAGAUUAAAGCCUGGAGCUCCUAGGAGUAAUAAAAGCAAAGAAAGUCGAGACGAUAGUUUGUCUGAUGACAGUUUGUUUGGAAAGCUGAAGGCCUGUCUAUCUCUCCAGUCCACCUACAGAGAUGCUCUGCGUUCUUUGAGGGACUCACUUGGAACAGCUCCCAAUCUAUCCCACUUCCCGUCCUUCAGUAGCUUUGGGGAUAAAGGACUGGGUGGGAACGUCACUAACAGGUCUCGCCCAGAGAGAGCUGGUAGCAUUCAGAAUCGCAUGACUGGUGGCAAUCUCCCAUCCAAGAAAGGCUCUUCUGCAUUUGGAGAUAUAUUAGGUCAUGGAGUAUCCAUGGCAGAUGAAGAAGCCGUCAUGGGACACAUGGACACCUUCUGCAACCGUAUUCACCAGUUCAUUGAAGUCAUCAAUACAAUGUCACAGUAUAGCAGAAUGAUGACAACUGCCAAUGGUAUGGCUCGGCCAAGAGAGGAAGAUCUCAUAAUAGAUAAUAGCCAUGAUGAAAAAGAUGGACAUUUGUAUAAGCAGAGGAAGUGUGACUUUGACUUUUCAGACAAUGACAGCUCUACACCAGACAGAACUGACGGCAGAAUGCUGCCACAGGUGACAUCUGAGCUGAAAAACCUAGGCUCAAUAUCAGAGAAUGAAGAGAAAACCAGUCACCGAAACAGUGGAGGGCGAGAGUCUGACCAGAUGGGGGAUGAGGUGUUUACUGUGAGAGGAGGGCUUAAUGCUGAAGAACUGGACAUACUUAGACAGUAUUAUCCUUCGGGUGAAGAGGAGGAUGGCCCCAGUGUGUGCUCGGUUAUUGCAAAGAACUUACAGAGGAUGGGACAGUGUAUGGCCCAGAUCUCCACAAAAACUAUGCUUGAUGUGGAGUCAAAGGACAAAGUUUUGUUUGAUGAAUACUAUAUGGACUUUCAAGCAAUUGUGGGAGACCUUGAGAAAUUUCUGGCUGCCUAUUUACAUGCUCUGUUCACACGAAAAAUGAAAACACACGAGGGUUUGGAUGUGAUCACAAGAUUUUCUCCAAUCCAAAACCGUUCAGGCAUUAGAGUGGCAAUUUCUGAAAAAUUUGUCCAGCUAUUCAGUUGGUAUGAGAAAGACCUGGAGGAGGUGCAAAGGAUCUAUGAGAAAUAUAAGGAUGAGCCUCAAACAGUUAGGAAUGCUCCUCCAGUGGCAGGAGCCAUUCACUGGUCACGGCAGCUCCUCAAGAAGAUAGAGGACCCAAUGAAGGUGUUUCGUGACAACAAGGCUGUCAACCACUCUGUAGAGUUUGCUCGUCUUGUACGCCGGUACAACAGACUGGCAACUGCCCUGGUCACCUUCGAGAGCCUUUGGUUCACCCAGUGGAAAGGGCAGAUUGAGCAAGCCAAGAGUGGCAUGAAGGCCACAUUACUUGUGAGGCAUCCAGUGACUGGAGAGAUGACUGUCAAUGCUGAUGAUAAAGUGUUGGAGCUUAUCCAUGAAGCCAAAUGGCUGGGCCGCCUUGGAAUACAGCUGCCAGAGUCAGCCAGCUCUAUGAUCCAGCUGGAGUCUCGCUUUAAGAGCUACAAGGCCCACCUGGAACUCUGUCUGCAGCAGUACAAGGCAGUGUCAGACUCCAUACCAGAGGCCCUCAAACCACUGUUUGCUUCUCACCUGAGGAAUGUGCAACAACAACUACAGCCAGGUCUUAACACUCUCUUUUGGAGCAGCAUGAAUAUAGAUGCCUUUCUCCACCAAGUUCAUGCUGCUACUUUGAAGUUAACACAACUCAGCCAGCAGGUCAACACUGUCCUGAAGACCAAGGUCAAUGACGUUAUAGAGAAGAUCAGACAGUUCACUCUGUUUGACCAUGAAGAUGCUGUCUCCAGGUCUUGGCCACCACACCUCUUCAAGAAGACAAUGGUUGAGAGGGUUGAGGAGAGAAGUAGACAGCUGGCUGAGUGGGUGAAGACCAUUGAAACUGGUUUACAGGAUGUGGCUUGUAUGUUGGCAGUAAGAAAGAGAGGCAAAGACAAACGGAGGAGUACAGGACACAAUUUGGCCCGUGUCCUAAAAAACCUAGUAAAGUCCAAGGAGGAAGAGAAAGAAAAAACGUUAACAGAACUUAAUCCACUUUCAUCAGCUUUGAGGAAAUCAAGAAACUCUUCUCCCGAUCCGAAUAAACAGAAGAAACUGACAUUUGACACAGCCGAGACUGAGACCACAUCCCUGACAAAUGAAGAGAAGAUAUUCGCAGCAUUUAUAGAACAUUACAAAUCACUUGUCUCUGAUGCCAUUGUCCUGGCCACUGGCAGUUCCCUGCUGUGCCUGGCUGAAACUUCAGGCUGUACUGGGGAGCUGGUCAGAGUUACCAGCGCCUUAUUCAGGGGUACAUCUGACCUCAGCAGUGGUAGCGUCCUCUCUGGGGCCCACAGUCGGGUGACUUCAGCCAGCUCGUUUGAUGAUAGACCCUCCACCAGCCUCUCCCUCACAUCAAACAUCACCUGGUCAGCCGAGGAUACAGCUAGUCCAGCACUUCUCCAAUUUGAGCUUCUGGUCAGAUUUAAUAUUCCCAAGACAACGAUAGAUCCCACAGUGGAAGCCGUUCAGAGUGCUCUCAUCUCUGUUGCUGAAGCCAUCCAGCUUGGUUGUAGAAGCAUCAGUUGGCUGGGUCAACCCGAAGUGUUUUAUCAGCAAGUAAUAGAGGAUGAGACUCUCAAGACCUUCAGGACCAAAUUUCCACAGUCACUAAUGGUUUGGCGCCCACACUCAGAAAACCUAUUUCACUUCAGCUGUUAUGAUUUUCUCUGGAAAGAUGACUUGCAUGGAAACUUUGCAGAGUUCAUAGAGUCUGAUCCAGGAAGUGCUCUGCAGCGAGAAGUUGAGCGAAUGUGGGUGGAGAAGAAAGUAUUGGCUAUCCCAGAGGUGUUACCCGUGGGCCCAGUCUGUCACACAAACCCCAUCAAAGACGCCUUGCAUGGCUUUGCAACAUGGAAAACACAGUUUGCUUCAGUACUCCAUGAAGAUGCAAAGAAAAAACUGGAUGAGGUUGUGUCGUAUCGGUCCAACGUGCAGGCCCGGCUUGAGAUGCCUGUACAAACCCUAGAUCAGCUCAACAGUGCUCUCCAUCUGCUGGAGGAACUGAGGGAUAUGGAGAACAAGAUAGACUCCAUCUACCUGCCCAUAGAGUCCAUGUAUGACAGGCUAAGGGAGUUUGAGUUACGCUUACCGCGUAGCGAGGUGGAGGAGGUGGAUCAGCUGAGGGAGAGGUGGCAGCAACUCAUGGACCUUGCUGAUCAGGUCAGGAUGAUACUGCUGAAAGAGAGGAGAGGGGCAUUUGGCCAAGAGCUCGACAAACAAGUCAAGACUUUUGUGGUAGAGGUGAUACAGUUCAGGAAUUCCUUUGACGGCCAGGGUCCGGCAGUACCUGGUAUUCCCCCAUCAGAAGCUGUGUCUCGGCUCUAUGACCUUUGAACAUCGCUAUGCCCAGUACGAUACCAACGUAAAACCCUUGAUUCUGUCUCCAAGGUGUUUGGUAUUGUGUGUAAACCAUUCCCUGAGCUGGACAGGACUGGGGAGGAACUUGAACUGCUUAGUCAGCUGUAUGGAUUGUUCCAGAAAUUUAUCAGAUUUGAUACACAAUUCAGAGAUACCCUCUGGUCUGAAGUCAACCUAGAUAACUCAUCAAGAGAGGUGGAGAUGCACUGGGAUGAAUGUUUAGCUCUGCCCAGUAAGCUGAAGGACUGGGAUGCCUAUAAUGACCUGAAAACAUCACUGGAAGAGUACUUGGCUGUCUUCCCUCUAUUACAGAGUCUGGCUGCAAAUGAAAUUCGAAACCGCCAUUGGCUACAGGUUAUGCAUGUCACAGGAAGCUCCUUUCAGCUGGAGGCCAAUGUCUUCAAACUUUCACAUCUCCUGGAUAUUGGACUUAUUGAGCAUCAAGCAGGUAUCACUGAGAUAUGCUGUGGUGCAAGCCGAGAGCUAGAGCUGGAGAUCAAGAUGAGGCUGACGGAGGAGGAGUGGACAGAACAAGUGCUCAGCUUUGAGAACUUCAAGAAACGUGGUCCCAUGUACCUGGACAAAGCCUUCACGCAGAGACUGCUGGAGCAGCUGGAGGAUGCUCAGGCCCUGCUGGCUAACAUGUUGACGUCACGCUACAUCGGGCCGCUACGGGAUGAAGCUGCGUCAUGGGCACAGAAGCUGAAGGAGGUGGCUGAGGUGCUGGAACUGUGGCUAGAGGUGCAGGAUCUCUGGCAAUACUUGGAGGCUGUAUUCUCUAACAGCACCACAGCUAAGGAAUUACCACAGGAGGCCAAGAGAUUUGCUCAGAUAGAUAAAGGCUGGACAAAGAUGAUGAAGAGGGCUUUUGAAACAAGAAAUGUGCUUCAGUGCUGCUAUGGUGGAGAGGUUCCCAAGGGGGUGAUGCUGAGACAUAUCUAUGAGGAGCUUGAGAUUUGCUUCAGAUCAUUGGUUGGUUACCUGAACAACAAGAGGAAAGCCUUCCCCAGGUUUUACUUUGUCUCUGAUCCCAUCCUGUUAGCCAUACUUAGUCGACCCAACGAUCUGGACUCAGUACGACCUCAGCUCAAGUCUCUCUUUAGUGGUAUCUCUGAUGUAAAACUGGAAAAGGUAGAAGGUCAUGGUAACAGUGUGUACUCCAGUACAGAUGAGAUGAGCCGCUCUGGUAUCCGAGGCUCCAUAGAUCACCACCGCGAGAGGGGUGGCGAGAGACCACCAUCCACCAUCACCUCCUUGAUUAACACAGAAACCCCUCCCAAGAUAGACAAGCGACUCACUCACGUCUAUGGUAAAAAGCAAGUGCGUGAUGGACAAUUCAGUCUGUCACCAAUUCAUCAGAAAUGGUUAAAAGCUGUAGCCAGAACUGAUGAAAUAAUUCGGAACACCAACCCCUCUCUCUUGAGCCACCAUGUGUACCUGCCAUCAGAGGUUAUGAUUGAAGAGAGACAGCUCAUUGAAGCAGUCUCAGUAACCAGUUCUGAGGGCGAGUUCAUUACACUUGAUGAGAAGGUGACUUUGUCUAAAGCUGUGGAAGUGUGGCUGGAGCAGCUUAAGAACACUGUGUCACGCUCACUAAAAGCCCAGGUGAUAGGAAUUCUCCAGGAUAUCGACAAUGCAAUUCCCAUAGAGGAAUGGCCAAACAAGUAUUCCACACAAGUGUGCAGGGCUGGUAUGCUGUACUACUGGACCAGGGAGUGUGAGCAGGGUAUCUCUGACAUCCGCUACGAUAGGAGAGCCUUACAAAGUACGCUAAGGAAGUACGGUGUCACCAUGUCCAAGCUGUGCAUGGUGCUUGCAAAGGGAGGGUGGAAGGCAGCGGAUGACAACAAUGUAAUGAUACAACGGAUACGCCUGGAGAGCAUGAUCAGUCAAUCCUUGUACUUGAAAGACAUGCUGGAAACUAUGUGCAACAGGAAACUGCGUGAAGUGACCGACUUUGAUUGGAGAAGAUGCAUCAGAAUGUACAACAGACAAGAAGAAGAAAAACCAGAGCCGAAGAUCUACAUACUGGAUGAUGGAUACUCCUAUGGCAAUGAGUUUUAUGGUGCUUUUGGUGGUGUGAGUCUUACACCUCUGACAGAGAAAUGCUUCCUGUCCAUGUCUCACACUAUACAACAAAGUAAAGGCUCUGCUCUGAUGGGACCAACAUGCUCUGGAAAGACAGAAACAACCAGGGGUUUGGCAUUCUUGCUUGGCAAGUUCCUUGGAUUAUUCCAGUGUUCUCCUUCCAGUCAUCCAGGAAGUUUAGGAAAAAUUUUGCAAGGCUUGGCAUCGGAUGGCUGCUGGGGCUGUCUAGAUGAUAUACAAGGCCUGAGUCGAGAAGCCUUCUCUGUUGUACUGGACUUUACUCAAGCUAUACUGUCAGCCCUGAAAGCCAAGCUGACAUCUGCGACACUGGGUGAUGGCCAAGAGGUUCCAGUAAAGGUGGAUACUGGCAUCUUCCUGACCAUUAACAAUUCAGUGUCAGAGUCCUACAAGUCGUUACCCACAGAUCUGAGGAGUUUGUUCCGUACAGUUUCUCUGAUCAAGCCUGACAUGGGCCAUGUCCUCCGGGCAAAGUGUGCAGUGUUUGGCUUCAAGGCACCUCAUAUAUUGGGUACCAGACUCAAUGUUCUUAUCGAUCAAGUCCGUGAUCAGCUGUCUCCAUCUGUACAUCACAACUUCACCUUGACGGUGAUGACUGGUGUGCUGGUCAGGGCCUGUCAGAAGAGGAAGUAUGUGAGAGAGGAAAAGACACAGGAAAAAACAGAGAAGCAGGAUAGCUCUAGGUCAAACAGCCAGGCCUCCGAGGCCAACCCAGGCGGCAUGCUUAGUGUCCGGCCCACCAUCCAGUCCCAGCCUAGCAGUGUAGGCCUUGGCACAGUUGUUGGCAUGAAGAUGGGUCCAGGUAAGAAGAACAGUGGUUCCCAGGGCCUGACUCCAGCAGGGAAGGUUGAACAUGCUAUAGUGGCUCAGGCAGUGGAGGAGAUCAUUGGACCCAGACUGGACAUGGAGAGUAUGGUGACAUUCAAGUCAAUCGUGAAGGACGUGUUUGCAGGCUUGCCUGAACCCCCAGCUGCCUCCAGGGCUAUGUCAGGAAUAGCUAGGACAGUGGACAUAGACCAGGCUCUGGAACAGAAGGCCACAGACAGCGGCUUGGUCCCUCACAAAGCCUGGCUUAACAAGUGUCUACAACUCUUCACAGUUUCCCAAGUCCAUAAUGGAACAAUAGUAGCAGGUCCACCUGGUAGUGGCAAGUCCAGCUGUAUAGAGGUUCUGGUCGAAGCCCUCAGUCUGUCCCCUAGGGAGAAGUCCAGUAAAUCCCGUGUCAGUCGGCAUUCCACAGUGCCCCUGGAAUCCAACCACAAACUCCAGCGAAUCAACCCUGUGGUUGUGGAUGAUGACUCCCUCAUGUUCGGAUACAUCAAUCAAAACCAAGACUUUGUUGAUGGAAUAUUUACAACCACAUUUAGAAAGGCCAACAGAAACCAAAGCACAACAUGGCUAUGUAUGGAUGGACCAUUAAAUGCCUCCUGGGCCGAUAAUUUCAACAGCUUGUUGGACUCUGAGCGGGUCCUGCACUUGAGGAAUGGGGACAAGAUCGUCAUGUCUGACAAAGUAAAGCUCCUGUUUGAGACAGAUGACCUGACCACAGCCUCACCGGCUACAGUCUCCAGAGCAGGAAUUGUUUACGUGGAUAAGAAUGUUCUUGGUUGGAAGCCAAUUGUCAAAGCAUGGCUCAAUUGUAGGUCUGCUGCGGAGAAUCAUCCUUGGAAUGUGGAUGUAUUUGGCACUGAUGGGGUUCUCCAGAGAUCUUUUAACAAGACCAUGGAUCCAGUCUCAACCUAUGUUCUCCAAGAAUCGAAGCUGAAAUUGAAAAUGUCAGAGGUUGGUAUGCUAAAGACUUGCCUAAACCUGCUGUCGUCCAUGCUGGCUGACAACAUUGAGAUUGGAGGAGAACUGCAUAUUGAGAGGCUCUACCUCUUCUGUUUGAUCUGGACAUUUGGUGGACUUUUGGACAAAAGUGACCGCAAAGGCUUCAGUGACCUGCUUAAGACACUAUCAUCUGCUUUACCCGAUGAUGACAGAGAUAUCUGUGUAUUUGAUUACUAUGUGGAUGAAUCAGGAGAGUGGGAUCCAUGGCACUCCAGGGUUCCAGAGUCUCCAUUACAGGACAGUUUAAACAUACUUGGGGAGUGUGUGGUUGACACCGUUGAGACAAUUCGCACUCGGGUUCUAAUGGAACUGGCCACAGCUGCUGAUCAGAAUGUGAUGUUAGCUGGACCUCCUGGCUCUGGCAAAACAUUUCUCAUCAAUGACUUCCUUCAUGUCCAUGAUCCUCAGCAGUAUGUGAUAAAACGACUGGUCUUCUCUGGCUCCUCCUCUUCCAAACAGCUACAACAGUUCAUUGAAGCUAAUGUUUACCAUAGACAAGGAUUUGUGUAUGGAGCGAAAGAGAAGAAGAAGUUACAAGUGUUCAUUGAUGACUUGAACCUGCCCAGAACAGAUGACUCUGGUGUUCAAAGCUGCAACGAGUUCUUGAGGCAGUUGUUGGAUGCUAAGGUGAUGUGUACUGGUGAGCGGCCAUUUGAGUGGAAGACUGUGGAGGGAUUGUCUGUCAUAUCUGGCAUGUCUCACAGUGAACACUGCAGUGUGGAGAACAGAAACAUCUCGGCCAGGCUUCUGCGUCACUUUGCAGUAUUUUGGCUGCCAGCCGCAGAAGGUGAAGCUUUGAAAUCGGUUGUGUAUGGAGUUCUAGAGGCUAACAUGACCCAGGGUGACAAACCGUCUUUAGAACUGGAGCUUCAGAACGCCCUGGUGGAGGUGUCCUGUAAACUUUUAACAACUGUUCAGUCAGUCCUCACCCCGACCCCCAUGCCAGGACGAUUCCACUACCUGUUCUCACUCAGGGAGCUCGUCAAGUGCUUCCAGUGCCUGAAACGCUUGCCAGAUGAGAGUCGUGCUGAUGAGGUCAUGGUGGUGUCGCUAUGGAAACACGAAAUAGAGCGAAUCAUGAGAGACAGAAUCUCCAGGUUUGCAGAUGCCAACUGGUUCGACACAACCAUGUCUGCCCUGAUUUCAGAGGCUUGGCCCCAUUUGGAAAAACUUCACAACCAUUUUGUAACAUUUCCAACUGAUGCCCGUCUCUACAACAGACCAGUAGCAUCUGUAGGGAAACAAGUGAAGGUUGUGUUACAGCCUGUGGAGAGCCUGAAGGAUGUCCAUGCCUGUCUGAGUGCCCACCUGAACCAUUACAAUGAAGAGUUUGGAAACAUCACUCUUAACAUCCUCCUGUCAGACUUUGUCAUCUCGCACAUUGUCAGGAUGCAUCGUGUUCUCAGCUUCCACAAUGGUGGUAACAUGCUGCUGAUUGGAAGUAUAGGGUCUCACCUCUCCACCCUGUGUCGUCUAGCCUUACAUGUGGCAGAUGUUGGCAUUCAUCAUGUCGAUUCAUCGAAACAGAACACAUUUUUCGAUGGGCUAAGAUCAGCAAUAAGACUUAGUGGAUCUGAAGGGAAGAUUCUUACCAUGAUGUUCACAGCCCGUGAUCUGAAUGAUCCGGUGUACCUGGACGCUAUUAACAGUAUCCUGAUCAGUGGAGAAUACCCUCACCUGUUCUCUAAUGAUGAGAUGGAAGGGCUGCUACUGGCCUUGACCCCUCAGCUGAAGAGAGAGCAUCCCAACAUGCUGACAGACCCCAUGAAGUUUUUCGUAUCCAGGGUGAAGAUGAAUCUUCAUAUCCUCAUCUGUCUUCCACCUGACCACUAUCUUCUCGAGAUGGCAUCUAGUCACUUCCCUGGGCUACUCAGUGCCUGUCAGAUCAACUGGCUGUGUGACUGGCCUCAGGAAUCUCUGCUAGGAGAGGCCUCGUACUACAUCAGCAAACACUUGGGCACAGACCAAUUUCUACAAUUUGGAGAGAAUGUGAUGACCUGCUUGGCCAACAUCCAUAGUUUUGCCUUACGGGACUGUAAACAGCUGACAAUGGCUGGUGAUCUCAGUGCUGAGAUUCCUGUCAACCAGGUCAGGGUCAGUGAGAAGAAGAAAGACCAGCUGAAACUGCAGAGUGUCAUGGUACCUAACUUGCCGUACUCAAAAGUCAUCUUGCAGGAGAAUAUCAAGUUUCGACACAAAGGUCUGAGCCAGCCUUCAAAGAAUGAUACAUUUGUGGGCCCUACAACUUAUGCCAGGUUUAUGGACUGCUUCAAGAGUCUCUAUACAAUGAAGGCUGAAGAGAGGACAGAAAAGGUUGAGCGGCUAAAGAAAGUUUUAGCCACACUUGACCAGACAAGAAAUGAUGUCAAAGUUAUGAAAAAGGCUAUCAAAAGCAUCACAUCAAAGUAUGAGGAAUCCAAAGUGGAGACAGCUCAGCUGCAACAGCUGACCGAGAAGGCCACAAAGCUGGAGAAACUGAAAGCGAAAGUAGGAUUGAGUUCCUCUCUGGAUGCUUAUCUUCAUCUCAAUGAAUUGGAGUCAGAUGAAGAUGAAGAGGAUGAAUUGCUUAAAACUGAUGAAUAUGACGACUAUGACAAAGAGUUUGAUCGUCUGAGAGAAGCCAAUCUUAAAACCCGUCAAGUUCAGGCUAAAGAGGACCUGAAGAUAACACAGAAGGUUGUAGAUGACAGCAGAAAGACACUAGAAUACGCUAAAGAACAGGUGAUUUACUGGAAGGGCCGGGUUGACCGUCAGUGUAUAGAGAGACUGAAGGCUUUCUCCAACCCUCCCACUACUGUGGGCCAGGUGAUGGAGAUGGUAAUGACGUUGAUUGGUAAACGCCUACCAUUCCACCGCUCUGAUAAAGAGAGUACCAAAGAUGAUGUGUCAAGUCGCAUGUCUACCAGCUCAAGUGGAACGAAAGUCAGCAAGAAAGGUAAAACCAAGGAGCCUUCAGAGAGAGUGGAUCGUUCCCAUUGGAAGGCCAUGCAGAACUCCAUGAAUGAUGUGCUCAAGUUUGUGGAUAUGUUACACAAUGUCCCCUGGGAGGAUGGCCUCAAAGAUGACGUCUUGCAUGCUGUGGAGAGUUACCUUGGUGUUGGUAGAGAUGGCACUGGCGUAACAGGGGAAGGAACUUUGCUGGAAAAUGCUGCAGAGGUGCACUUCCCUGCUCAUCGCCGGUCGCCUUCCCCUGAGAGAGGGGGAAUCACCAUAGCAUCUGCCCGCUACUCUAGCGAGGACUGUGCUACACUGGUACAGUACACCAUCGCCAUCGUGGAGUAUACCCACCGCUGUGGCCCCCUCAAGGCAGCUCUGGAGAAGCUACAUGAACUUGAGAGGGAAAUUGAGGAGAAUGAACGACUGCAGAGGGAAAAAGAAAACACGGAACGGGAAGCAAAGGAGCAGGAGGAAAACCAGCCUGAGGAAGAGGAAGAAGAGGAAGAUUACACAGAGGCUGACCUGCCCCGGGUCCGCGAUGAGGUCUACGCCCAACAGCAGCUCUUUGACAAGGCUGUCGUCAAGAAACACUCCUUCGAGAUUGAGCUCAAGUCCAUGAACGAAAGGCUCAAGGCUGCCACUGAAAUGGUGGAUAGUCUGAAGAGCCAGGAGAAGCAUUGGAGAGAGUUUGUGAAGGAGAAUGAAGGCAAUGAGUUACUGUUAGCUAACUGUAUGACUGCAGCUGCUUAUUUCACCUACAGUGGCCCUGGCUCAACAGAUACCAGAAAGAGAAUGGGAGAGUUUUUUAUGCAAGUUUGUGAACACCAUGGCCUGCCCCUCCAUAAGAAACAGCUGUUCAGGAACAUAGAACUGUUUGACUUCCUUUACUCAAAGAUAGAGGUAAUGCAGCUGAGGUUACUAGACCUGCCCAGCACUCACCUGAUGCUGGAGAAUUCCUGCUUCCUGAUGCAGGAACACACCAUGACAGCCUGGCCCCUCAUCUGUGACCCAACCAGUAGAGUCAUUGACUGGCUCAAGAAAUUCAACAAGGACAAGGGCAUUGUAGAAGUCAAAUAUCAUGAAAUGAGGCAUCAGCUAGAGAGUUCUCUAUCAGAUGGCUGCCCUUUACUGGUCACUGACUGUGAUGUCCAGGCUUUGUCCAGGGAUAAGAGGUUCAGAGACACAAUACAGAAGACCAAGAUGUUUGUUCAGUCUAAGACGCCUUUUAAAGUCAUGGUUUCUGACCAUGAGGUAGAAGUGGACCCAAAGUUCCGUCUGUUCCUGCACACGACAUGUGAGCCGUAUCAGGUACCUCACCGCCUGUCGGCCUAUGCAUCCGUGUUGUUCUUCCAGCAGUCAAGGCCCUGUGUGGAAGAAGAACUGCUGGACCGCUUUAUGAAACAGGAGAAGUCACGACUAGAGGAUGAGAGGACAGCACUUAGACAGGAAAUGGUGACAAACAUGGAGUUCUUGAACAAGAUUGAGCAGCAAAUGUUAGCCAACCUGUCCAAUGAUCUUAGAUUGAUGAAUGACUUGAAUGCCACCAAGAAGUUAGCAGAUCUUAAAAAACAGUUUGAUGAAACUGAAGAAAGCCAGUCCAGGAUCGAAAGCAGUGAGGCAUCCAUUCUGCGUGCGCGUGAGAGUUACCGAGUGAUAGCUAGACGUGGUGCUGUGUGUUUUGACACAGCUCAGUACAUGAGAGAUGUGAACCCUCUCUAUCAAACAGCCUACACCCAGUUCCUGGCCCUGUACGACACAGCCAUUAGUCACUCAGAAAGAGCUGCUGUGAAGGCUGUAGUGGACAGACUCACCCUGGGCUCCUAUCUGAACACAGCUAGAACCCUGUUAGAAAGGGAUCGCUUCCUCUACUCGCUGCUGCUCUGCCUAGAGGUUGAAGACUCUAUUGGACAUGUGAUGGUUGGUGAGCGGGAAUUCAUCAUUUCACCAAACUAUGCCGCUAUGGUGAUGUCAGCACUGGGCAUCGCACAAGGCCCUGACAGCAAGAUCGCUCUAGCAAAGAAACCGUUUGAUUGGAUGACUGAUGAUCAGUUCCACAACCUGCAGAUUCUGGCCAGUCAUUUUGAGUGGUUCCAAGACAUGUUUGAUCGCAUGCCAAAAGACGGCCGCGAGAUGCAGUGGCGUAACCUUUGUGAGAAUGACUCCCCCGAGAAACAACCAUUACCAGACAAGAUGGAUGAACAGUAUCAUCCCUUACAGAGGAUGUGUGUUCUCAGAGCUGUACGAAGUGAUCGCCUCAUGCAUGCCUCUUCACUGUUUGUCAACUCAGUACUUGGCAAAAAAUACCUGGGUGAUGUGGGGAUAGAUUUGGCCAGCCUUCUCCGUCAGAGCAGUCCUACCACACCCAUUUUACUGCUCUUCUCUUCUGGGGGUGAACUGGCACAGAAGUUGUUCACAGACUUUGCCAAUCGUAAACAGAGCAAGACUAUCAUCUACUCUCUCAGCGACAACAGCACUGCUGGGGAAAGGAUGGCUCGCAAAUAUCUACAGAUGGCUGUCUCAGAGGGCUACUGGUUACUGUUACACAAUGCGCACAAUGCCCCCAACCUGCUGAACAACUUGGAGUCUAUCCUGGCAGAGUACCCUGAGGCGGACUCUCAGUUCCGCUGCUGGAUCUCCAGCCAAGCCAAACCUGAGGCUCUCCCAGUACGCCUGCUGCAGAUCGUUGUCAAGACGGUUGUCGACUCACCUAAGCCUGUUAAGGACAACCUGAUCCGUUCUUUCACCUGGAUGGAACCAGACAUUCUGCGCCAGUCAAAUCGCCCUGAGUGGCCAGCAGUUCUACAUAACAUCUGCUACUUACACAGUGCAAUCCGUCACAGGGCCCGCUUUGGUCGUGGAGGAUGGAACAACCCUCAGGACUUCAGCCAUGUGGGCAGCAGCGAGCUACAGGCUGCUCUUAACCUGUGUCUGUUGGAGUUUAAGGAAGCGAUCCCAUGUUACUCCCUGGAGAACACCACUAUGACAAGGAGUACCUCCUGGACUGGUCUGCGCUAUAUGUUGUCUGAGGUGAUAUACGGCAGCUGCGCGACAGACCGGUAUGAUCAACAAACUGUCAGCGCUAUGGUAGACUACUGGUUGUCUCCUAACUCCAUCAAGAAAGACUUUGAGGUGGCCAAAUUGAAGUACAAGACCCCUCAGGCAUUCUUCAGUCCUCAUGCAAGACUGAACUACCUGCUGCAGGCCCUGGAUGGUCUCUCCAGCCACUUACUGGAGACACCAGAGGCCGGCCACCUACACUCCAAUGCAGAGGAUGGUUAUCUUUUGACAUCACUGGGUGAGGACCAGUACAUAUACACCCGUCUGAAUGUGAUCUAUGACAACAUGCCUUCCUCCAAGUCCCUCUCACACAAACUCUUCCCCAGGCCUCCCACACCUUUGUCAGCAUUAAUCAGAUUAACAAAGAUGUCAUUCAUUACAUAUGUUAUUUAUACUGUUGAUGUUGUAUUACUUCAGGAAUACAUUGUGGACAGGGUGAGGAAGAUAGGAGGCUUUACUGCCUUCAACACGUUCAUCAUCCGAGAGCUGGAUACCAUGUACAAACUACUACAGACCAUUAAAAACACACUCCAGGCCAUCAAGAAUGCCACUGAGGAAAGGCUGCUUGGUGAUCAGUGUAGCCCUGAGGUCCUGUCUGCAGCAGAUGACUUGUACCACCUGAAGAUCCCCCUGGCCUGGUGUAGGAUGUCUGGAUCCUCUGCCCCUCCCGUCAACUGGGGACUGGCCCAGUGGCUCACUGAGCUGCAGAGCAGGUGUCACCACUUUGAGAAGAUACUGGUUCUGGGUCGUGAGAAGAUGCCUGCGUAUUGGCUAGGAGCCUUCUUCAACCCCAGGGGUCUGUUAGCUCUGUUGAAACAGGAGGCCAUGGCUCAUCAUGCCAGUGACAGGGGUGCAAACUUUGAGCAGUUUGUCUUCCAGACAGAAAUCACAUCAAGAGACAAAGAUCAUCUGCGUGACCCUCCCCAGGAUGGUAUGUUUGUCUACGGGAUCUACUUCUGGGGGUGUGCCUGGGAGAAGACCACAGGAGAAUUACUGGACCUCCCACCCCGUCAGGGCUGUACCCCACUCCCUGUGGUACACAUCACCUGCUGGCCAGUCAGCGAGAAGCCCUACUUCCAGGAUACAUCGAGGGCUGCAGAAUAUUAUGCCUGCCCCGUUUUCCCAUCACGCAUCAACCAGAGAACACCUAUAUUGGAGAUGGAUGUUCGCAGAGAAUACAUCCCUGCCAGUAGAUGGGCACUAAGAGGCCUGUCUGCCACCAUAAGACCAUACUAGAUAAUCUCCCUUUGACUGCACAGAAAUACAUCUGUUGCAAUAAGUGAGAAUUGCGAGGCAGGACAUCUCCAGUCAGGGCAAUGAUUUGCCUGUCUAUUAUCUGUAGGCCUUAUUGGGUUAUCUCCCUUCAGUCUACAGAAAAACACUUGUGUUAGUUGUGUUUAACAUCAAAUCAGUCAUGUUUGCAGUUCUGGGUUAUCUUCCUAGGAGUUUUAUUAAUAAGCAGCUCCAGGUUAUCUCCCCCAGUCCCCGUGGAGAAUUCCUGUCAAUUGUUGGGCAACAAGUCCGUGUAUUGUCCACUUGCAGCCCUGGUUUAUCUCCCUUGAGUCCGCCUAAAAAAUAUUCCUGUUGAGGAUUGUCCAUGUUCACCAGGUUUUGUGUCUAUGGCUCUGAACAAUGGAUCCUACUAAGUUACAUUCUCCUGAGUCCGUCCAGAUUGAUGCAGAGUGAAAAUUACUUUUGAAUAUAGUAAUUCAUAAUUUCAAACGGUGCAAGGUUCUUGAGACCAAUACACAGAAUUUAGUCUUUGCUAUUUACUGUGUGAUAUUAAAAGGCAGUUUGAUUUUUGGCUGAAAUUAAAUUUGUAUACCAAGGUAUAUUUUUGUGUUUAAAUGUUACGUUUUGUUACAACAGUAUUAUAAGCUCAAUAAUAUUCUAUAAUUAUUGGUUAUAUAGAAUUUAAUGUACAUAUAAGUAUACCAAUAUUUCCUGUUUGCCAAAAUGAUAAAACCAAGAACUGUUAUCCAGUGUUUAAAAUAUUUAUAUUAUUGUUGGUUCAUUAAUCAGUGCUUUUAUUGCAUGUAUAUUUAUAUACAUUGUUUUCAAGUGUUUUGGACUUUUCUGAUUCACCCUUCAGAUUAUUUUAGAUUAAUCAAUCUACAAUAAUAAAAACCAAUUUGAAUA